AUGAGAGUCAGAAAGAAGCAAUCCAAGAGAACUUCUACCCGUAUGAAAGAGGGUAUCAAGAAGAAGGCAGCUGCUCAAAAUAGAAAAGAAAGAAAGUUAGCUAAAAAGGAUGUGACUUGGAAGUCCAGAGGAAAAAAGGAUCCUGGUAUUCCAGCUAACUUCCCUUACAAAAACAAAAUUAUUGAAGAGAUUGAAGCUAAGAAGAUGAAGGAUUUAGAAGAAAAAGAACUUGCUAAACAACAGAGGUUAGAAGCUAAGAAAUUGGCACUGGAGCAAGGUGAAACGAUUAUGGAAGAUGGUAUGGAGGAGGAUGACGGUCAGAAUGGGUUGGCAGCUUUGGUUGCAUCUGCUCAAGAAGCAGCAUCUAAGUAUGAUGGACACAGUAAUUUCGACGAACCUGAAGAAGAGUUGGACGUUGUUGAUUAUAACAUUGAUUUUUAUAAUGACAAUGAUGAAGGUAAUACUGAAUUGGAGAAGUCAAGAAAGGCUUAUGAUAAGAUAUUUAAAACAGUUGUGGAUGCAUCUGAUGUUAUUCUUUAUGUUUUGGACGCUAGAGAUCCAGAAGGAACUAGAUCUAGAAGAGUUGAACAAGCCGUUUUACAAAGUCAAGGUAAAAGAUUGAUUUUGAUUUUAAAUAAAGUUGAUUUGAUUCCUCCUCAUGUAUUAGAACAGUGGCUAAAUGUCUUGAAGUCUAGUUUCCCAACUAUUCCUUUGAGAGCAGCUUCUGGUGCUACUAAUGCAACCUCUUUUAAUAAAAAGCUCACACAAACAGCCACAGCAUCUGCUUUAAUGGAAGCAUUAAAGAAAUAUUCUAACAACAGUAAUUUGAAGAGAUCUAUUGUGGUUGGUGUUAUUGGUUAUCCAAAUGUUGGUAAAUCAUCUGUUAUUAAUGCAUUAACUUCUCGUCGUGGUGGUUCUUCCAAAGCAUGUCCAGUUGGUGAUCAAGCAGGUGUCACUACUGCUUUGAGAGAAGUUAAAGUUGACAACAAGCUAAAGAUUUUAGAUUCUCCAGGUAUUUGCUUCCCAACGGACAAUAAGAGGAAAACUAGAAAAGAACAAGAGGCUGAAUUAGCUCUAUUGAAUGCUAUUCCAGCUAAGCAUAUCAUAGAUCCAUAUCCAGCUGUUUUGAUGCUAAUAAAGAGACUAUCAAAGUCAGAUGAAAUGACUGACAGUUUCAAGAAAUUCUACGAACUGCCAGCACUUCCUUCAAAUGAUCCAGAUACCUUUACCAAGCAUUUUUUGAUUCAUGUUGCUCGUAUGAGAGGUAGAUUAAGUAAAGGUGGCAUACCAAACUUAGAAAGUGCAGGUAUAUCUGUACUGAGUGACUGGAGAGAUGGUAAGUUUUAUGGAUGGGUUCUUCCAAAAGCCUCUAAAGACUCUAUGGCUACUGGUACAAUCUCUACUAUAAGUUCUGGUGCUACCCAAGAACCAGCCAAAUCUGAACAAACUACUAUUGUAUCUGAUUGGUCGAAAGAAUUUGAUUUGGAUGGAUUGUUUGCAUCUCUUGAUAACGCUAUAUCUUCAUCAAAAGAAAAUGAAGAUUCAUUAAUGGAAUAA
This is a messenger RNA of Tetrapisispora phaffii CBS 4417, 1557 nucleotides long. RefSeq lists its product as uncharacterized. Gene Ontology annotation, molecular function: GTP binding. Lineage: Eukaryota; Fungi; Ascomycota; Saccharomycetes; Saccharomycetales; Saccharomycetaceae. The record is from RefSeq and is a predicted model, not a curated record. Bases 1 to 1557 code for a protein of 518 amino acids. The transcript has a single exon. Gene Ontology annotation, cellular component: nucleolus.